This is a messenger RNA of Aspergillus sclerotioniger CBS 115572, 1514 nucleotides long. It is a transcript of the gene clrD, whose product is annotated as histone-lysine N-methyltransferase Clr4. Bases 210 to 1514 code for a protein of 434 amino acids. Gene Ontology annotation, molecular function: protein binding; histone methyltransferase activity; zinc ion binding. Gene Ontology annotation, cellular component: nucleus. Lineage: Eukaryota; Fungi; Ascomycota; Eurotiomycetes; Eurotiales; Aspergillaceae. The record is from RefSeq and is a predicted model, not a curated record. The transcript has 2 exons.
GCUUUCUCUCUACUCUUACUCACCGCACCGCUUCUUCAGUGCCAUCGAAGAGGAAAAGUGAAGAUGUAGAGUCACUGCUCGCCGCAUUUCAAGCUCCACGGCCAAAUUCACAGCAGCGGUCUUCAUCUCAGCCACAACAGGCAAAUAGCCUCACUAAGCAGACCCCAAACCACCACACCUCCUAUGGUCAGGAUGGACCAAAGAAAGCCAUGCACAUCCAACACCCCCUCAUGAGCACCCGUCGAUCAUCCCCAUUUAAUGUGGCCGCCACCAAACAGAUUCUCCGCCACCAGGAGAAGAAUGAAGAAACCAAAUCUGUCCUGAUCAGGAAGCCAUUCACAUACCACACCCCCAGCCCUGGGUCCGGCUUCCCCCAUAAUACCCUGAGCGUGGUGGUUCCUUCACCUUCGCAACGCCAGAUAUUAGAACUCGCUUCCGCUAACUUUAUCCCCGCUCCUUCUCCCAUUGGGCUCUCGGAGACAUUCUACCCGACUGACGCCUACGAGAAGCGUGCAGUGAAGGGUGCCUACCCGACCGUUCGAAAGGUCAAGCGGGCCGAGAUUUCCUUUGAAGUUGGCACUGUUGGACCCCUACUCACUUCCAAGCCGGACAUCACUGCACAGCUGCGUCAGACUCUGCAGCGGAAGCUGGGGAAGAUCCGGGGCCCAAAAGUGACCUUUGCACCGGGAGAUGAGCAUCUGCUGGCGCGAUUUGCGGCCAACUUUGAGUUUGUGAAUGAGUACAAGAUUCGCCAGGGGGUCACACCCGUGCCCGAGGAAUUUAAUGCGGGGUGUACCUGUGUCGGAUUCUGCGAUCCGGCAAGAUGCCUCUGUCUUAGUAAAGAGGAAGAGACCAAUGAUUCAAUGGUGCCGUACAAACGGGCCGAGGAUGAUGCGCGAUUGCUGGUUCUUACUCCGGAGUUUUUAAAACGGAAAGCGAUGAUCUACGAGUGUAGUUCGCGGUGUGGGUGUGAUGAGCGGUGCUGGAACCGGGUCGUGCAGAGUGGACGGACGGUGCGGUUGGAGAUAUUCAACACGGGCAAUAGAGGGUUCGGUCUCCGCUCUCCGGACCGAAUCCGCGCUGGUCAGUUCAUUGACUGCUACCUGGGCGAGGCCAUCACCAAGGAAGUCGCCGACAUCCGUGAAGACAUCGCCACCUCACAAAAUGGCCACUCGUAUCUCUUCAGUCUGGAUUUUCUUAUCACUGAAGAAGACAGCAAGUACGUCGUGGAUGGCCACAAGUUCGGUGGUCCCACCAGAUUCAUGAACCAUUCCUGUAACCCGAAUUGUCGGAUGUUCCCUGUGUCUCGGAACCACGCAGACGACUAUCUGUAUGACCUUGCCUUCUUCGCUCUCAAGGAUGUACCCCCCAUGACGGAAUUGACCUUCGACUACAACCCCGCCUGGGAAGAAGUCAACAAGGUUGACCCCAACGCAGUGCAAUGUCUAUGCGGGGAGAGUAGCUGCCGCGGUCAGCUAUGGCCGAAUCAACGAAAGGCGAAAGGGAUGAGAUAA